This is a messenger RNA of Paramecium pentaurelia, 873 nucleotides long. Lineage: Eukaryota; Ciliophora; Oligohymenophorea; Peniculida; Parameciidae. The record is from the annotation of a GenBank genome assembly.
UAUGGAGCAAAAAUUACAAUUGUUAUCUUCCAGCAUUCAAGUUGACCCAAGUAAUCCUUAGAUUCCUUAAAAUUUAAAACAUUUGAAAGUAUUUAAAUAUUGUUUAAUGUUUAGCUUGAAAUAUUUAAUGAAUUAGCUGUAAAUAGAUUGGCUACAGAAUAAUUAGCUUGUAUAUUAUAUGUUAAUAUAAUUAGUACAUUUCUGUGAAUUAGAAGUCACAUAUUUAUUGAUUUCAAGACAAAUUGAAAAUUUUGAAUUAGCAAUAGAAAGAUUAAUGAAAUUUUAUAAUUAAGGUCUAGAAAGCAAAGAAAAAGCUCAUUAUACUGGUAUUUACUUAAUAUAUUUACUAUCCUUUAAUAAGUAAUAAUAUUUAUUAAAUGAAUUAAUAGAUUUGCCUAAUAUUAUUCCCAGAUUGAAUUAUUACCAAAGGAAACAUUUUCAAAUCCAUUUGUUCAUUUUGUACUUUAAUUGGAAUACAAAUUGAGCAUUGGAAGUUAUUCUGAUCUUUUAGGUGAUUAUCAUCCAACAGGUAUUGAGAAUGUAUUCUUAGAAAGAAUUAUGGACACUAUUAGGUAAUUUGAAUUUGUUAAUUUAGAUUAUAAACUGCUUUAAGUGCUAAUGCAUCAUAUAAAAGUUUAACAUUAGAAAAUGCUAUCAAAUUAUUCAAUGUUAAAAGUGUUUAAGAAUUAUAAUAAUUUGCUUAGAAAUAACAUUUCAAAUGGAAAUUUGAUAAUCAUCAUGUUUAUUUUGAUAAUGUAAAAAAUUAAUAUAUUAAUUAAUAUAUAGGUUUAAAAAGUAGAGAAUCCUUUGAAUUCAGAAUUUUUGAUUUAAAAUUCCUUAAGAUAUGUUCAUGAGUUUGAUAAAAUUAUAUGA